Messenger RNA from Hypomesus transpacificus, 2041 nucleotides. RefSeq names its product intraflagellar transport protein 56-like. The transcript is spliced from 18 exons. Gene Ontology annotation, biological process: intraciliary anterograde transport; intraciliary transport involved in cilium assembly. The record is from RefSeq and is a predicted model, not a curated record. Gene Ontology annotation, molecular function: protein binding; intraciliary transport particle B binding. Gene Ontology annotation, cellular component: ciliary base; intraciliary transport particle B; ciliary basal body. The coding region runs from base 138 to 1793 and encodes 551 amino acids. Lineage: Eukaryota; Metazoa; Chordata; Actinopteri; Osmeriformes; Osmeridae.
CUUUACUACUGCCUAGUUUACUAAAUUAAAAACAGAACAUGCACAAGCAAUCCAGUGGUUAGUCUAAAAACAUCUGUUUUGUCCAUAAGUAAAGGAAAUUGUUGAUUAACGGGGACUGAUACUGGAUCGCAUUAGCAAUGAUAUUGUCCCGGGUGAAGCCUGCGGUAGCCGCGGAGGUGCCGGUCGUCAAGACCAAAGGAAAAAAGUCCCCUCUGGUGGAAGAUUAUCUGUCUCGGAGGGACUACCUCGGCGCCAUGACGCUACUGGAGUUCCAGCGGAAUGUUGGAGAGCAAGGGGAGGACGCAGACCUGUGGCUCAGCUACUGCGCCUUCCACUUGGGGGACUACCGCAGGGCAAUGGAGGAGUACAGGAUCCUGACAGCGCAGGUUGACUGCAGACCGGAGGUGUGGGUGAACCUGGCCUGCUGUCUCUUCUGUCUGGGCCUCUACAGAGAAGCACAGGAGGCAGCGUUGAAAGGACCUGCGGACCAGCUGCAGAAUCGCCUGCUGUUUCAUCUGGCUCACAAGUUCAGUGAUGAGCAGCAGUUGAUGGGGUUCCACCAGAGGCUGCAGGAUGUGAGUGAAGACCAGCUGAGUCUGGCCUCCAUCCACUACAUGCGCUCCCACUACCAGGAGGCCAUCGACAUCUACAAACGCAUCCUGCUGCAGAAUAGGGACUUCCUGGCGCUGAAUGUGUAUGUCGCUCUGUGCUACUACAAGCUGGACUACUAUGAUGUGUCCCAGGAGGUGCUGGCCAUCUACCUGCAGAACCUUCCAGACUCCACCAUCGCCCUCAACCUCAAGGCUUGCAACCACUUCAGGCUGUUCAACGGCAAGGCAGCAGAGGCUGAGCUGAAGAACCUUAUAGACAUCUCUUCCUGCUCCUUUGAGUUUGCCAAGGAGCUCAUCAAACACAACCUGGUGGUGUUCCGGGGGGGGGAGGGGGCGCUGCAAGCCCUGCCCGCCCUCAUCGAUGUCAUCCCAGAGGCCCGUCUCAACCUGGUCAUCUACUACCUCCGCCAAGAUGAUGUCCAGGACUCCUACAACCUGAUCAAAGACCUGGAACCAAGUACACCUCAGGAAUACAUCCUGAAGGGGGUGGUGAAUGCUGCCCUGGGCCAGGAGCUCUGCUCUAGGGACCACAUGAAGAUAGCACAGCAGUUCUUCCAGCUGGUCGGCGGUUCUGCCAGUGAAUGUGACACCAUCCCGGGCAGGCAGUGCAUGGCCUCCUGCUUCUUCCUGCUGCGCCAGUUUGAAGACGUCCUCAUUUACCUAAACUCUGUGAAGAGUUACUUCUACAAUGACGACACCUUCAACUUCAACUAUGCCCAGGCCAAGGCUGCGGUGGGCAACUACCGGGAGGCAGAGGAGAUCUUCCUGCUGAUCCAGAGUGAUAAGAUCAAGACAGACUACAUUUACCUGAGCUGGCUGGCUCGCUGCUACAUCAUGAACCAGAAGGCUCGUCUGGCCUGGGAGCUGUACCUAAAGAUGGAGACGUCAUCCGACUCUUUUAGCCUCCUGCAGGUCAUGGCCAACGACUGCUACAAGAUGGGUCAGUUCUACUACUCUGCGAAGGCGUUUGACGUUCUGGAGCGUCUGGAUCCAAACCCGGAGUACUGGGAGGGGAAGAGGGGCGCCUGUGUGGGGGUCCUGCAGCUCAUCCUGGCUGGCAGGGAGUCCAGGGAGACCCUGCGGGAGGUACUUCCGCUGCUGAGGAACUCAGGAAACCCCCAGGUGGAAUACAUCAUCAGGAUCCUCCGCAAGUGGGCCAAGGACAACAGAGUCUCUCUGUGAUGUCAUCACUCCUCGCCCAGGCUGAUGUCGGCAGGUUCUCAUGCAGGUCCACUCCCCUAAGUGCCCUUUGACCUGCUCUGUAAAGCGUUUUCAAGUGACCCAGUGGUCAGUCACUUAUGCAUCUCUUUAUUGCUUCAUUGUUAUUUUGAGUUUUAAAAAAAGCAUUUACUGCGUUAUUGUUCCUUGUACUGGCGUUUUUUCAAUCUGUACAUAUGUGCCUGUUGAAAUAAAUAUAUGAGUUGUAUGUU